This is a messenger RNA of Myxozyma melibiosi, 1827 nucleotides long. Its product is annotated as ATP-NAD kinase-like domain-containing protein. The record is from RefSeq and is a predicted model, not a curated record. Gene Ontology annotation, biological process: NAD+ metabolic process; NADP+ biosynthetic process. The transcript has 3 exons. Lineage: Eukaryota; Fungi; Ascomycota; Lipomycetes; Lipomycetales; Lipomycetaceae. Gene Ontology annotation, molecular function: NAD+ kinase activity. Bases 181 to 1827 code for a protein of 548 amino acids.
CCUCUUCUCGGUUUGGCUUCUUUCAACAACCUUCACCGUCCCUGUUCAUUUACUUCUUAUUCCAAUUUACUUGACUUUACUGUUGGACGCCGAUGCUUUACCGCUGCUUGGCGAGUCUCACCUAAUCAUCAUCAUCUCUGUCGUCCAACUUUCGUCCAUUCCAUCACUACAAGCUACAAGAUGGUCGUCACCUCUCGAACCCGCUCUCCCGGUCCGCUAGAUCCGGUGGCUCCCGCUUCGCACACCAGUGAUUUCGAGUCUUCAGACAAUACCUCAUCCGACGAAGAAGGAAGGGGUGUCGAGGUAUUGGUCGACGCUCGUCAUCGCAUAGCUUCCCGGCGCCGGAACGACUCGCUCACGAAUGCCAACGCUGGUGCAUUCUUAGCAGGUCUGAAUACUCGCAGUGGCUGUCUACUACAUGCUCUCCUCGACACUGAGCGAGAAACUAGACGACGGUCUCUGGAAUUCCGACGCCCUUCAUUCAUCGACGGUGAUCCUGAAAGUAGCGAUGAGGACUAUUACGUCUCCGAUACUGCCGACGCUAUGAAUCAUACCAGCAAGCCUGCUCAUAGGGCUCGUCGAAACAGUAUAUCUCCUCCGCCAGACCUCCUAGCAAAAACCGGUUCGACAAAAACCAAUGUUCCGCACAAAGGAGCCCGAAAGCACCACUUGAGUCAUUAUUCGUCUAGUGCUCUCACGAAGAAGCAACUUGCUGAAAUGGCAUAUAGCGUGCGUGAUCUCAGCAAAUAUCUGGGAACUCUGAGAAUCAAAAUGCGCGUCAAAAAAAUCAUCGUGGUUGCGAAGCUUUUUGAUAAGGAAACGAUUGCUAAGGCUUCCGAGUUUGUUGAUUGGAUUCUCGGAUAUAGAGAUGACCACCAUCAUCAAUAUAUUAUAUACGUCGAAGACAUACUGAAAGAUAACGCCCUUUUCGAUUCUGCCAAAAUGGUCAAGAAUGACCCUUCGAAGCAGGAUCGCUUACGUUAUUGGACUCCUGAUAUAUGCCACGACACUCCUCAGAUUUUUGAUUUAGUUGUAACGCUGGGCGGUGACGGCACGGUGCUAUACACCAGUACCCUCUUUCAGCAGAUUGUUCCUCCCGUCUUGAGUUUUAACUUAGGAAGCCUCGGCUUUCUGACCAAGUUUGAGUUUGACAGCUACAGCAACAUCAUAAAUCGGCUGGUAUCCGAAGGCGUGAUUGUUUCUCUGCGGAUGAGGUUCGAAUGCACGGUUAUGACGUCGUUACACAAUCUUGAUGACCACAAAGAAGAACAGCACGCUUCAGGAGUUGCAAUCCAUCGCGACCUUUCGGCUGAGAUACUGGAUACUGUCGAGGCCACUCCCACGCAUACACCACGACAUACUGCCAGCAUCCUAAAUGAUGUUGUAGUUGAUCGGGGCCUAACGAUAUACGUCGACGAUGAGCAUAUUACCACCGUAGAGGCAGACGGUUUGGUAAUUGCUACUCCCACUGGAUCAACUGCAUACUCGUUAUCGGCCGGCGGUUCUCUGGUACAUCCAGACAUCCCAGGAAUUCUGAUAUCGCCUAUUUGUGCCCAUACAUUGUCUUUCAGACCCCUCGUCAUUCCAGACAGUGUUGUUUUACGUAUCGGUGUCCCUUACAACGCCCGGACUUCAGCGAUGUGCAGUUUCGAUGGAAAAGAUAGGGUUGAGCUCAAGCAGGGUGAUUACUUGACAAUAAGCGCCUCCCGAUUUCCUUUUCCUAUGAUUCAGAGCAAGAAGCUUGGGAGCGAUUGGUUCGAAAGUCUUAGUACGACACUAAACUGGAACCAGCGAAAGGUUGUUCAGAAGGCAUUUGAUGCUCUAUAA